Molecule: messenger RNA, 1537 nt
Organism: Erythranthe guttata (spotted monkey flower)
Lineage: Eukaryota; Viridiplantae; Streptophyta; Magnoliopsida; Lamiales; Phrymaceae
Product: cytochrome P450 736A117
Molecular function (GO): heme binding; monooxygenase activity; iron ion binding
Source: RefSeq, a predicted model, not a curated record
AUGGAGGAAAUUUCAAUAUUUCCAAUUGUUAUAAUAUCUAUGUUCUUGUUGUGGUCCAUUACGACGAAAUGGUUGUUCGCGAAGAAAAAGAACUUUCCUCCGUCGCCAAGAAAGCUGCCAAUAAUCGGAAAUAUCCAUCAAAUAGUAGUAGGGUCGUCAUUCCCUCAUAGGAAUUUCGAAAAGCUUUCGAAGAAACAUGGGCCAAUCAUGCUUCUUCACUUCGGCAGUGUGCCGGUACUUAUUGUUUCUUCGGCAGACGGUGCCCGAGAGAUCAUGAAAACUCAUGACCUGAACUUUGCUAAUAGGCCAUUCAUGAGUGCCUUUAACAAACUCUUCUACGACGGUAAAGAUGUCUCGUUGGCACCCUACGGCGAACUGUGGAGGCAGAUGAAGAGCAUUCUUUCUGUCCAUCUCCUCAAUAACAAAAGGGUUCAAUCUUUCCGUUCCAUCAGAAAAGACGAAACUGCCCUUGUCGUGAAAAAUAUCUGCAGGGAAAUAUCUUCUUCCGACAAAGCCGUGAUUGACUUGAGUAAGAUGUUUAUUGAGUUGACUAACAAUGUGAUUUGCAGGUCAUCUUUUGGAGUGAAGUGCAGUGAGUGGGAAAAGGGGAAGAGAUUCAUGGUGUUGUUGUCGGAUUUAUCGGAGCUCACAGGAAUCGUCAAUAUCGGUGAUUUCAUUCCAUCUCUUGGUUGGAUUAGUCGUGUUAAUGGCUUCCAUAAGAAAGUGGAGAGAGUCGCCAAGGAAGUUGAUGAUUUCCUAGAGGAUGUGAUUCAACAACACAUGGAAACUCCACAAAAUAGCUUCGUCGAUAAUCUGAUUGAGAUUGUCAGUGAUAAAACUAGUGCGGAUGCCUCACUCAUCGACAGAGAUUGCAUCAAAGCAUUAAUUCUGGACGUAUUUGCAGGCGGUACUGAUACCGUAUCCACAUUUCUCGAAUGGCUGAUGUCAGAGAUCUUAAGAAACCCUAAUGUGAUGAAAAAAUUGCAAAAGGAAGUAAGAGAUAUCAUGGAAGACAAAAAGGAUAUAACGGAUGAUGACUUGGAGAAAAUGGAUUAUAUGAAAGCAGUGAUCAAAGAAGCUUUUCGUUGUCAUCCACCAGGCCCAAUAUUAGUACCCAGGGUAGCUUUGGCCGAUGUGAAAAUAAAAGGGUACGAUGUUUUACGAGGAACAUGGGUGUUUGUUAAUGUUUGGGCAAUAGGGAGAGAUCCUGAUUGUUGGGACGAACCAGAAAAGUUUGAGCCAGAAAGAUUCUUGAACAAGUCAAGCGUUAUUGAUUUUAAGGGCCUCGAUUUUGAGCUUAUCCCGUUUGGGGCCGGGAGAAGGGGUUGCCCUGGGAUUGCAUUUUCUACCGCUACUAUUGAGUUUGUGUUAGCAAAUCUCAUGCAUAAAUUUAACUGGGAAUUGCCUGAUGGGUUACACGGGAAAGAUUUGGACAUGACUGAAAGCCCCGGUGCUACGGUACAUAGACUUGUGCCUCUUCUUGCGGUUGCCACUCACAAGUAAAUAACUUUGGGAAUAAUGUCUUGUGGGAAAGUUU